Closterium sp. Naga37s-1 is the source of this 2514-nucleotide messenger RNA. NCBI's taxonomy places the organism in Eukaryota, Viridiplantae, Streptophyta, Zygnematophyceae, Desmidiales, Closteriaceae. The record is from the annotation of a GenBank genome assembly.
AUGGGCAUCACAAGCAGAGUAACAGCAGGUUCACAGGAACAAAACACCAUCUCUCUGCUUCCCUCCUAUUUCCCCACUGCCCCCUUUUCCAUGCACAUCCCUUCAGAGUGGGUGAAGACCCUCCCUGUCAGCAGCCCCAUCCUCCCGCCCUUCACCAUACUCACCAAGGGCACCAAGCGGGAAACAGCCGGGAAGUUCAUGGCAAAGCCAGUCACCCUCUUCGCAUACCCUUCCGGUCUGCCCCAAUCCCUGGGAUGCGGUGUGGAGCUAGCGUUCACUGUCAACUUCACCUUCUCCCUCGUUCCCCAGUCCGGCGCUGCCGGGUCCAACGGCUUUGCGUUUGUCAUCGCAGCAAAGGCCAAGGUGGGGAGGGGGGACGGCGUGGGGUAUGGCGGGGUGGGGCCGCGGAGCCUGGCGGUGGAGUUUGACACGUUGCAGAACGGCAACCACAGCGAUGCCAGCCGGCAGCACGUGGGGCUCAAUAUCAACGGCCUGGAUCGAUCCUUGGUCGCUGAGGUGUCCCCUUACAUGCUCACGGAUGGCAACGCAUAUACGGCAUGGGUGGACUAUGAACCUGGUGAUCCCGGGGAUCCCGGCACCAUGCGGGUGUUUCUAGCUGAUUCCAGGAGGAAGCCAGAGGAGCCGCUGUUGCAGGAGGAGUUUUCCCUGUGUGCGGUGCUGCAGGGUGGUGUGCGGCAGAGCGCGUUCUUCUUUGGGUUUGUGGCGUCCACUACGGUGAAGCCGUUCCAGCUGCAUGGAAUUGUGCGCUCUGCCGUGCAAACAGGCGUGUUUCCACUCAAGCCAGUCCGCAUCAAAGAGCAAGCUCGCGGCCUCGCACUCACAUCAGUCACAUACGCUCCCCCUAGAGCCAGCCCCUUCCUGCGCUAUGUGAGCACGGACUACGAACUGGCGUCCAACGAUGACGACUCGUGGCGCAUCCGUGAUUUCCAUACCUGGAACUCUUUAGACUUCCUCGCAUGGCCGGUCAAGGACCAGGCCGACUGCAAUGCAUGCUGGGCAUACGCAGUGGUGGCGAGCAUAGAAGCAGCGUACGGCAUUGCAAGGCAUCAGAGCGCGCCACAGCUAUCAAUGGAGCCGCUCUUUGCAGCCAUGGGGCUGGCUGGUGCAGACAAGUGCUCCUCUGGAGGCUCACCCACUGAGGCCUUUGAGAAGCUCGUGACCCUUGAUGCCGGGAAUGGGCUUACUGGGGUCAGUCAAUCGACAACAAAGUACCCCAUUCAGGGCUUUGAGCGCACAUCAUUCAAGGGGUAUGUGGGGCUCAUGCUGGCAGUGCGGCGGCAGCCAGUGGUGGUUCACAUCGAAGCCUCUGCUGCCACGUUUGUCGCCUAUGAUGGGACGUUCAAGUACCAGGAUCCUGAGUGCUACACUGGCAAUCUGAAUCACGUUGUACUCGUUGUAGGGUACUUCAUUAACAGAAACGACGGCAGUCAGAACCGCAUUGCGCCGCCGUUUUGGAUCAUCCGCAACUCUUGGGGAGAGGAGUGGGGAGAUAGGGGCCACAUGCGCAUGGACAUUCAGGGAGGGGAUGGCGUGUGUGGUAUCAACGUGUUGCCUGGCAUCUACCCCGUUGUCAAGAUUCCGGGGGACCCAUGCAGCAGCAGCAGCUACAAGGGCGACCAGGAUCUCUCCGGCAUGAACCCGUGCGGUCGGUUCAGGUGCAAUGCGGUUGAUGACACCAGCUAUACCUGCAGCUGCAUCAUAGAAGGAGCUGCCAGGCAGCCGUUUGUUGAGGCUGACAACGGGAAUGGCGCCAGCACAUGUGCUUAUGUGGACGUGUGUGGAUCUUACUUCAAGAACCCUUGCUACGUGGGCACAUGCAUCAACGACGGCAGAGGCUCCUACGCCUGCAUCUGCCCUCCCAACUACAUUGAAAGCACAACUGUCUAUGACACCCCCACCUGCGACCCAGCUAACACAACAGCCACCAGCAUGACAGUCAGUGGAGACAACUGGUUGUGUUCGGAUGUGUAUCCACUUGUCGGCCUCUCACUGGCUGAUUUCACACUCCAAAAUGCGGCAGUGGACUGCAGCCACCCAUUGCCCAAAGGCACCGUCCUCCAACUGAACGGCACGCCCGCCACACCCUGCACUGCCUUCUUCUACACCCUCCAUGGAGACCUCUGUUCAACCAUCAGUGAACAGACAAACUUAGUUGAAGCUUUCAUUACUGCGCUCAACCCCGGGCUUGACUGCUCCGAGCCCAUCAAGGCAGGCCGUUCUGUGUGCAUCGAGCGUAACCCGGCAUUUGCGUUCACUGUCCCCGAGUGUGUGAAACACGGCAUGCUCACACCGCAAGAUACGUGUGACCGGCUGCUUCAGAGGACUGUCAACGAGCCGAACCUGAGCGCAGACCACUGGGCUGAGCUCUACCGCAACAAUCCCGGCCUCACUUGCUCUGACAGCAUCCCUGCCUCUGCCUCUGUUGUUGGCAGCAAGAUCGGCGUGCAGGUGAGGUCUUGGGAGGGUUGGGGAGAGGAGAGGAGAGGGAUGUGA